Helicoverpa armigera (cotton bollworm) is the source of this 863-nucleotide messenger RNA. It is a transcript of the gene sel, whose product is annotated as seele. The coding region runs from base 117 to 857 and encodes 246 amino acids. Lineage: Eukaryota; Metazoa; Arthropoda; Insecta; Lepidoptera; Noctuidae. The record is from RefSeq and is a predicted model, not a curated record. The transcript is spliced from 7 exons. Gene Ontology annotation, cellular component: endoplasmic reticulum.
AUGACAGGAAAAAGAUAAACUUCUUCACACGUCGAGGCACUUUUCCGACAUUUAUCUGAUUUUUCUCGUAAUUUAAACACUUAAUUGUGCUAGUAAGUUAAAAUAAGGGUUCAAAAAUGCGUCCAGUGACGUUUUUCUUUGCGUUCACUAUUUUAUUUGUAGCAGUUACUGCAAGAAUUGAUCCCAAAAACUUGAAGUGUUUAGUGUGUCGGACGACCUUCGAGGAGCUUAACGAUGUGAUAAAAAAAGUAGAUAAAUGGAAGAAAAUCGAUGUUGGCAACUUCAGAAUGGACGCAAGUGGCAACACUAUGCAAGAAAAGGUGCCUGCUCACAGGUCAGCUGUGUACAUCUCUGAAGUGAUUGAUGGCAUUUGCAAGAAGAUGGAUGACUACGUGCGAGUCUACUACAAAGCUACCAACAAGCUGGCCAUCAUGCAGCUUAUCACCAAGGACGGAAGCAUGAACCCCGAUUUCAGCAAGACCAAGUUUGUCACCGACGAUGACCUCAACAAGAGCUUGGAGUACUAUUGCGAGCGCAUGUUCGAGGAGAAUGAGGAUGAGAUCACGACGCUGUACAAGGAGAGACCUCAUGACGAUAUCAUGCCCGAUGCUGAGAGAGAGAUCUGCUUCAACACCGCGAAAUACUGUGAAGAAUGGAUGUUACCCAACGAUGAAGACACCACAUGGACACAAGAAAUGGAGAGGGAGUAUGUCAAGGUCCACGGCCCCGACCCGUACGGUUUCGGCGGCCUCCCCCCUCAGAGCGAGAUGCCGGACUUCAGCAAGGACUACGACGAUACCGAGCAACAAACCGACGAGAUCGAUCUACAGGCUGAAAACGAUAAGGAUGAGCUGUAAAUGUUA